AGUGAGCAGCCACUUGCUUCCCUGUUCUGGGCCACAGAAUAAACAAACUACACCUACGAAGCAAACCAUCUGUAGAGAAAGUUUCCAGUCUUCAGUCUAAGAGGGAGGCCCUAUAACAUUUUGCGUCGAAGGUUUAACCUUCAGUGCUUUUUGUUAUCUCACCUCUGCCACCACUGUGUAAACGGGACUCUGCAACAUGUCUGGAAAAGCAUCAACUUCAAAGCCUAAUAUAGGUAUGAGUGGAUCUGACGGUCUUUCGCAUGCUUACAUUCAAUAUCCACCACUUCGGUGCAACAUUCCUGGAUCAAGGGAUUUAUUUUAUGAUGACGGAAAUAAGUUGCUACUUUCCCCAACAGCUGACCAGAUCUUUUCAUGGAAAGUCAGUCCCUUUGAUCCAUUUGUUGGUCCCAGCACUGAUUCAAUAAGUGAAGGCCCUGUCAUAGCUAUUCGGUAUUCUCUAGACAUGAAGGUUAUAGCAAUCCAACGAUCGAACCAUGAGAUACAGCUUUGGGACAAGGAAACUGGGGAAUUUUUUAGCCACAAGUGUAAACCAGAAUCAGAAAGUAUUCUUGGAUUCUUUUGGACAGAUAGUCAACAGUGUGAUAUUGUUCUUGUUAAGACCAGUGGUCUAGACAUGUAUGCAUAUAGUUCAGCAUCAAAAUCACUGCAAUUGGUGGAAACAAAGAAACUGACUGUGAGUUGGUAUGUAUACACACAUGAAAGUCGCUUGGUUCUUCUUGCUUCUGGAAUGCAGUGCAAGACAUUCCAUGGGUUUCAGAUUUCAUCUGCAGAUAUUGUUCGCUUGCCAAGGUUUGAGAUGGUUAUGGCCAAAUCUGAGGCAAAUAGUAAGCCUGUUUUAGCAGUUGAGGACAUCUUUAUAGUCACUGUUUAUGGUAGGAUAUACUGCUUGCAAGUUGAUAGAGUUGCAAUGCUACUCCAUUUGUAUAGGCUCUAUCGUGAUGCAGUGAUACAGCAGGGCUCUUUACCAAUUUAUUCCAGCAGGAUUGCUGUGAGUGUGGUCGACAGUGUACUUCUUAUUCAUCAAGUUGAUGCCAAGGUUGUUAUACUUUAUGAUCUCUUUAUAGAUUCUCGAGCACCAAUAUCUGCGCCCCUUCCUUUAUUGUUAAGGGGUUUCCCACGGUCUGGUACUUCAUCUCAAUCUAGUGGUAGAGAAAGUGAGAGUUCAGAUGGUAAUGUUGUGAGAAGCCAUGAAGCAGUUACCUAUGCUGAUACGUGGAUUUUUCUAGUGCCUGACCUCGUAUGCGAUGUGGCCAAUAAGAUAAUAUGGAAAUUCAACUUAGACUUAGAUGCAAUUUCUGCCAGUAACUCAGAGGUCCCAUCAGUAUUAGAGUUCCUGCAGCGGCGGAAAUUGGAAGCUAACAAGGCUAAGCAAUUGUGCUUGGAUAUAACACGGACACUUAUUCUGGAGCAUAGGCCUGUGUCUGUGGUUUCCAAGGCUAUAAAUGUACUAGUCACCUCAUACGCCCAUUCAAUUAAAACUGGCAGCUAUCUGAAGGUACUGAAACCAGAGAGGACACCUGCUUCUGGUGUACCAAAUUCUAGCGCUGAUGUAUCUGCUACAGAAACAGGUGCAACUGGAAAAUCAAUCAUAUCUGAAACUACUGCAAGAAUAGACAGUGGGUCUUUAAUUAAAGCAUCAAGUGAUUCUGAGGAUGACUCCCUGUCUGCAAAUCCUAAUCGCAAUUCGGAGGAGGCAAUAGUUGGGGGUACAGUAAACAAUGGAAACUCCCUGAUUACUGAAGCUCAUCCUGAUCAUGAUAUGCAAUCAUCUUUACAGUCUGGGCAAGAGGAAUCCCAACUUACUUCUGCAGCAAUUUCACCUGAUGAGAUGUACAGCUUUGUCUUUUCUCCCGUCGAUGAAGAGAUGGUUGGAGACCCUUCAUACUUGGUUGCUAUCAUUAUCGAGUUCCUCUACAGUGCAAAUUUGGAAAAGGUUCGUGUACAUCCAAAUCUAUAUGUAUUGAUAGUUCAGCUUCUAGCCCGCAAUGAACGUUACGCAGAACUCGGGUUGUUUGUCAUAAACAAGAUCCUGGAGCCCUCUAAGGAAGUUGCACUACAGCUCCGUGAGUCUGGUCGUCAGGAUACCCAAACUAGGAAGCUUGGUCUUGAUAUGCUGAGGCAGCUUGGCUUACAUCAUGAUUAUGUAUUACUGCUAGUGCAAGAUGGAUACUACCUUGAAGCUUUGCGAUACGCGCGGAAGUACAGGGUGGAUACCAUCCGGCCAUCGUUGUUCUUAGAAGCAGCAUUUGUUUCCAAUGACUCCCAACACCUUGCUGCAGUUCUAAGAUUCUUUACAGAUUUCCUUCCUGGCUUUGGAAACACCUCAGAGUAUAAUAGAUACUACCGGAUACUGAAUGAGUUGAACUCGUCUUUGACUGUUUGAGCAGUCUUGCAGGGGAAUAAAUCAGAGAGAAACCGGGUCAUUGUCAAUGGAUAAUCAUGUUGAAGUAUGGGAUUGUCUUGUUAUGACAUCCGAAAUCUUAAAGAUAUGUAUUACAUUUGGUGUAGUUGUAUUUUAAGUUUUUUUUUUUGGUAGAAUUUGUAUGUUAAUAAAUGGCUCUCUUCCUGCUAAGAUUAGUUUUAGUUGAUACUUUGAUCUAAAUGAGAUUUUCCACUAUGAAAUAUUUCUAUGGUUGAGCUUGUA
This is a messenger RNA of Lotus japonicus, 2665 nucleotides long. RefSeq lists its product as uncharacterized. Gene Ontology annotation, cellular component: Mon1-Ccz1 complex; late endosome membrane; lysosomal membrane. Lineage: Eukaryota; Viridiplantae; Streptophyta; Magnoliopsida; Fabales; Fabaceae. The transcript has 12 exons. Bases 197 to 2404 code for a protein of 735 amino acids. Gene Ontology annotation, biological process: regulation of autophagy. The record is from RefSeq and is a predicted model, not a curated record.